Messenger RNA from Salvia miltiorrhiza (redroot sage), 1739 nucleotides. RefSeq names its product glyceraldehyde-3-phosphate dehydrogenase, cytosolic-like. The transcript has 10 exons. Gene Ontology annotation, biological process: glucose metabolic process. The coding region runs from base 480 to 1493 and encodes 337 amino acids. Gene Ontology annotation, molecular function: NADP binding; NAD binding; oxidoreductase activity, acting on the aldehyde or oxo group of donors, NAD or NADP as acceptor. The record is from RefSeq and is a predicted model, not a curated record. Lineage: Eukaryota; Viridiplantae; Streptophyta; Magnoliopsida; Lamiales; Lamiaceae.
AGCUCAUUAAAACAUGGCCACAAAACAUGUGUCCUAACCUCCAAAUAAUAGCUGUCACAAAAUUUUAUUUCCGGGUCAAAUUUCUCUUCAUUUUUUUCUUUUUACACCAUUAGUAUAACAUAGUAGUAUAAAAAAUUGUGUCACUGGAAAAAUAAAUCUAGAAUUUUCUUUAACCAGACAAUUAUUUAUAAGAGGUGAUUGCAAAAGUAAAUGGAAAAUUCCGACUUGUUUUCCAAGAAUUAAAUUGGAAAUUUGUGUAGGUCGAAUCUCAGUCUAAAAAAGUGUUUCGAAUUUGUUUUCUUUUUUCCCAAGAUUUAAAAAGCAACUGAUUUUUGCUGAACCGGUUUGAAGCACACCUUUAUAUAAGCUGCCUCCUUCAACUGCAUUUCUCCAUAGUCUUCUUCUCUGCUUUUCUUUCACACACACAGACACAGUCAUUUCAAGACUCUGUUUUCAUCAUCUCAUUGUUUUUCUAGAAUAUGGGGAAGAUCAAGAUUGGGAUUAAUGGAUUUGGGAGGAUUGGUCGCUUGGUUGCAAGAGUUGCUCUGCAAAGGGACGAUGUUGAGCUCGUUGCUGUGAAUGAUCCAUUUAUCAGCACUGACUACAUGACAUACAUGUUCAAGUAUGAUAGUGUGCAUGGUCAAUGGAAGCAUCAUGAAGUUAAGGUGAAGGAUGAAAAAACCCUUCUUUUUGGUGAAAAAUCAGUCAAAGUAUUCGGGUGCAGGAAUCCUGAGGAGAUUCCAUGGGGUGAAGCUGGUGCUGAGUUUGUUGUUGAAUCUACUGGAGUCUUCACAGACAAAGAUAAGGCUGCUGCUCACUUGAAGGGUGGUGCUAAGAAAGUAGUGAUCUCUGCUCCGAGCAAAGAUGCUCCCAUGUUUGUUGUCGGAGUCAAUGAGAAGGAGUACACGCCCGAGCUAAACAUCGUCUCCAAUGCUAGCUGCACGACCAACUGCCUUGCCCCGUUGGCCAAGGUUAUCAACGAUAAGUUUGGUAUAGUCGAGGGCCUCAUGUCCACCAUCCACGCGAUAACAGCCACACAGAAGACGGUGGAUGGUCCAUCGAGCAAGGACUGGAGAGGCGGAAGGGCUGCCUCGUUCAACAUCAUCCCCAGCAGUACCGGUGCUGCCAAGGCUGUUGGCAAGGUGCUUCCUGCACUGAACGGGAAGUUAACCGGAAUGUCAUUCCGAGUCCCCACAGUUGAUGUCUCCGUGGUUGACCUCACCGUUAGGCUAGAGAAGGAGGCCACCUAUGAUGAGAUCAAAGCUGCCAUCAAGGAAGCAUCGGAGACGAAGCUCAAGGGCAUUUUGGGAUACGUCGAAGAUGAUGUGGUCUCCACGGACUUCAUCGGUGAUAGCAGGUCAAGCAUCUUCGAUGCUAAGGCCGGAAUCGCUUUGAACAAGAACUUCGUGAAACUCGUGUCGUGGUACGACAACGAAUGGGGUUACAGUUCUCGCGUGGUCGAUUUGAUCGUCCACAUGGCGUCGGUGGCGUGAUCGGAUUAGCCAGCAUGGAUGUCUACGUGGCGGGCGUCAGUUUUAACUUUCCCUUUCGAGCUUUUUUUCGAGUCGAGCUUAUAAAAUAAAGCUGCUUCGUUGGAGCAGCCAGCUUGUUGUUGCAAUUUCAUAUCAUUUCAUAUCUUCUGUAUCAUAUCUUGUUUCAUAUGUACCAUAUCUUAUAUUUGUGUUAUAUUUCGUAUUUCACUUUAUUAUUAUAAAAUUAUGAUAUCAUCAGAAAUAAAA